Molecule: messenger RNA, 7595 nt
Organism: Syngnathoides biaculeatus (alligator pipefish)
Lineage: Eukaryota; Metazoa; Chordata; Actinopteri; Syngnathiformes; Syngnathidae
Product: ankyrin repeat and IBR domain-containing protein 1-like
Exons: 21
Coding region: 2906-6388 (1160 amino acids)
Biological process (GO): protein polyubiquitination; ubiquitin-dependent protein catabolic process; positive regulation of proteasomal ubiquitin-dependent protein catabolic process
Cellular component (GO): ubiquitin ligase complex; cytoplasm
Molecular function (GO): zinc ion binding; ubiquitin protein ligase activity; ubiquitin conjugating enzyme binding
Source: RefSeq, a predicted model, not a curated record
CUCGGCUGAGUCACCCGCUCAACCAGUAUGCGUGCAAGUACGGGCUGGAAGUUCAAAUCCCGGGCCUUGUGUUGAGCUUUCUGACGCACACGCCUUGAAAACGUUUACGUGCUACUCGACCGCAGAUGAGGACAGGAGUCCAUCCAGCGGCGCCGCCGCGACUUACAAUUUGUGUACUGGCCCGGCUGCUCAACUCAAUUUACACAAAUAUCAAAUCAACUUUUACUGAAAUGAAUUGAAAUGCCAUUUGUCUAUUCCGGUUUCCCAUAAAAAAAAAAAACAAAUAUGUUAUAAUAACCAUAUGAGCACUUUAUGUUGCACUUAGUUUAGAGGUUAAAGAUAAACACGACAAUUACCUAAGAUUGAAAAAAUCGGGGCGGCACGGUGGAGCAGCUGGUAGAGCGUUGGUCUCACAGUUCUGAGGACCCGGGUUCGAUCCUGCCCCCACGCCUGUGUGGAGUUUGCAUAUUUUCCCCGUCCCUGCGUGGGUUUUGUCCGGUUUCCUCCCACAUCCCAAAAACAUGCGACAUUAAUUGGACACCCUAAAUUGCCCAUAGGUGUGAUUGUGAGUGCGGCUGUUUAUCCCGAUGUGCCCUGCGACCAAUUGAGGGUGUAACCCCGCCUCCUGCCCGUUGACAGCUGGGAUAGGCUCCAGCACUCCCCGCAACCCUCGUGAGGAUAAGCGGCAAAGAAAAUGGAUGGAAUGGAUGAAAAAAAAAUUUAUUAUUAUUAUUUUUUGCUUCAAGUCAAUGGGGGUUGUGCCGCUCCUUCUGAUGUGCGUGCCUUGGCCACCAGGGGGCAGGAUAUUGGUCGUUCUUCGCAGAGGACACAGACUACUUUUGUAUUAGCUGUCCUCAGUUUGAUCUUGAAGUUCCUCAUCCGCAGCCCCGCCCCUCGCCGCCCCCGCCUCGUGGGAGCUUUCCCAGCAUGCCUGUCACACACUGUAAUGUCACACCCGAGUAUGAGGUGACUCCAGCGCCGCGGGUCAUCUUUACACCAUUGUGCCGGCGGACUCCGGUUUGCCCCCCGCAUUCACGACCGCGUAACACCAUCGACGCGGCGGCGGCGCAUUAUGUCCCAAUUAACACAAUAUGCGAAACAUGAGCUGCCAAAUAAGAACGAUGAGACCUUGACAAACCCGUAUGUGCGCCGUAUCGGCUACCGCGCUCUGAUGUGUUCAAAAUGCCGCCGCGGGCGACGUACGGGGUGAGGCUCGUCUGUUUGAUUUAAAGAAAAAAAAAAAAAGAUUUUUUUUUUAUAAUUAGAUUAGUGAUGGAAAAUCCCCAAAUGGGAAGUCGUAGGGAAUGCGUCAAAAAAAUGAAGAUACAUAAGGCAAAAGUAGAGAUUACCCAUGUAUUCAUUUGUAUAUUUUUACAACAUUUAGGAUUUCAAAUGAAGGUUUCACGGCCAUUUUCAAGGUUUCAAGACACCAAAUUUCCUUCCUCUCUUUCAUUCACAUUUUGUACUUUCUUCGACACUCACUUCUUCCAUUCCUUUCAUCAGUAGCAUCCAAUAUGUAUUUAUAUCUGCAAGGAAAAUGCACAACGUCGCCAAAAUGGGUGCGCUUUCCCGAACUCAACUCAUUUCAACUGUGUUUGGGGGAACGAUUGGGUUAUACUGCCCCCUAUCGUGCUGAAGUGGCAUGCACAGAAUUCUAGUUGAGUUCAAGUUUGUCAUGUAAUUUUUAAGAUGUUUGCAAAUGUCAACAACAGUUAUUUAAAAAAAAAAAAAACUAAAAUGCUUUGUUCGCGUCAACAUACAAAUACAAUGAACACUACAAGAUUGCUUCUGUAAUUCCCAAUACUAACCACAAGAUGGUGCCAAAACAUUACGUUUGUCAAAAUGAACCUUCAAAUAACAACAUUAUGUACUUCCAUGCCACCUAGAUGGCACAAAUAUAAUUUUAUUCAUACAAAACAGGCAAAUUAGCUUUUUAAGCAAAUACGAUACGGAUAUGUUACAUUUCAAAUGGGUUCAAAUUCAACUCAAGAUAUCAACUACAAUACUUUUUGUGUGUGUUUUUGUGCUUAGGCACAGUACUUGUAGCAUUACUUUGGGAGUACCUGGUGAGCCUUGUUCAUGAUUUGUUGCGGGUCCUUGAAUGCAUAUGCAAAAAUAUUCAAGUAUGCAAAUUUUCCGUCUAUCGGGGGGAAACUGAUGAACGGCAUUUUUUUUCAUUUCAAUCAAGAGUUGAUUUGAGAUACGGUGGACCCUUGGGGGCAAACCAAAAGCCGUGAAAAUCAUUUCAAAUCAAAAUAAUUUAUGGGGAUUGUGACUGCAUUGGAAAAUACAUACUGUAUAUAUUUGAACCCCAAACAUGUUUGAAUAAGUGAGGAUGAACCGCUAACAAGAUCGUUUUUGUGUGGUUCCUCUUCAAAAUCCGUGGAGAGAGCGGUGGUGGAGGGGUCGCUGGAGUUACGAGCGUGGCAAUGGUACAAAUUAAGCUCGUAUUUCAAGGCCAGGCUGUUGUUCGAAGAAGAACUCGCCCAAUCACGUGGCAGCACUCGCGCUUGCGCUCCCCCUCGUCAGCAACAGCAACAGUGAAGCCUCAGCAGCAGCAGCAGCAAGCGCCAGUACUCGUCAGGUCCACCGCCAGUACUCGCCCUUCUGUCGGCAGCCCCCCACCACCGCCUCGACCCCCAAGCCGGCUGGUGCCCCGUCGGCUGCGAAAGGAUGUUCGAGCCGAGGAGGAGCCCUUCCGGCAAAUGACGACGAGUUAUGGCCCAGCGAGAGCUGCCGCCGCUGCUACCACUAGGACCGCGGAGCGAGUGACAACGGCGACGAGGGGCAGGGCGGGACCGCCGAACCAUGUCGCUGUGAGUUGCGAUCUGUUCCCGAGCAGCGGAGGAGGAGGAGGAGGAGGAGGAAAGAGUUGGCCACACAGCGCGUCGGGGGGGUCGCCACCAUGGGCAACACGGCCACCAAGUUCCGUAAGGCGCUGGUGGGCGGCGACGAGGCGCUGGCCUGGCAGCUGUACGAGGGCAACCCGCAGUUCCGGGAGUGUUUGGACCCCAACGCCUCGUACGGAGAGCAGUACCAGCACAACACGCCGCUGCACUACGUGUGCCGCCAUGCCAUGACGCGGCUGCUCAGGUCCUUCUUGUUCGGCAAGGAGGGCAACCCCAACAAGCGCAACGUGCACAACGAGACGUGCCUCCACGUGCUCUGCCAGGGCCCGCACAUCCUGCUGCUGCCCGAGGGGGCGCUGUCGCCGCGCCUCGCCCGGCCCCUGCGCGAGGAGCAGCGGCGGGCCGACUGCCUGCAGAUGGUGCUGCGCUGGACGGGAGCUCGGUUGGAGGGAGGCCAGUACGAGAAGGCCAACGUCAACGCGACCGACAACCGCCACAGCACCUGUCUGCACUACGCCGCCGCGUCGGGCAUGAAGAGCUGCGUGGAGCUGCUCAUCCAGAGCCACGCCGACCUCUUCAUCGAGGACGACGACAGGCUGACGCCGUGCGACCACGCCGAGCGCCACCACCACACCGAGCUGGCCCUCAGCCUGGAGUCGCAGAUGGUUUUCUCCUCCUCCUCGCCGGGGCCCGUGCCGCCGCCCCGCCCGUCUCACUCCAGCGCGGACGCGCGCGGCGAAGGCAAGCUGCUGCACAAUAAAGAGCCUUACGAGGGCUUGAAGCUGCAGGACCUUCGCCGUUUGAAGGACAUGCUGAUCGUGGAGACGGCCGACAUGUUGCAGGCUCCCCUCUUCACUGCCGAGGCCUUGCUGAGAGCGCACGACUGGGACAGGGAGAAGCUGCUGGAGGCGUGGAUGUCCGACGCCGAGGGCUGCUGCCAGCGCUCGGGCGUGGCCGUGCCCACGCCGCCGCCCAGCGGGUGCAACGCUUGGGACACGCUGCCCUCUCCGCGCACCCCCCGGACGCCGCGCUCUCCCGUCACGCUGACCUUCACCUCCCCCACGGACAGCUGCCUCACGCCCGGCGACGAGGGCCUGGCCACGUGUGGCAUCUGCCUGUGCGCCAUCUCCGUCUUUGAGGACCCCGUGGACGUGUCCUGCGGCCACGAGUUCUGCCGAGCCUGCUGGGAGGGGUUCCUGAACGUGAAGAUCCAGGAGGGCGACGCCCACAACAUCUUUUGCCCCGCGUACGAGUGCUACCAGCUGGUGCCCGUGCACGUCAUCGAGAGCGUGGUCUCCCGGGAGAUGGACCAGCGCUACCUGCAGUUUGACAUCAAGGCCUUUGUGGAGAACAAUCCAGCCAUCCGCUGGUGUCCGGCGGCACGCUGCGAGCGGGCGGUGCGGCUCACCCGGCCCGGCCCGGGCGAGAGCGACCCGCACGGCUUCCCGCUGCUGGCCUCGCCGGCCGUCGACUGCGGCAAGGGCCACCUCUUCUGCUGGGAGUGCCUCGGCGAGGCCCACGAGCCGUGCGACUGCCACACGUGGCGGAACUGGCUCCAAAAAGUCACCGAGAUGAAGCCCGAGGAGCUGGCAGGCGUGAGCGAGGCUUACGAGGACGCCGCAAACUGCCUGUGGCUGUUGACCAACUCCAAGCCGUGCGCCAACUGCAAGUCCCCCAUCCAGAAGAACGAAGGCUGCAACCACAUGCAGUGUGCCAAGUGCAAGUACGACUUCUGCUGGAUCUGCCUGGAGGAGUGGAAGAAGCACAGCUCGUCCACGGGAGGCUACUACCGCUGCACGCGCUACGAAGUCAUCCAGCAGCUGGAGGAGCAGUCCAAAGAGAUGACCGUCGAGGCGGAAAAGAAGCACAAAAGCUUCCAGGAGCUGGACCGCUUCAUGCACUACUACACCAGAUUCAAGAACCACGAACACAGUUACAAGCUGGAACAGAAGCUGCUGAGGACGGCCAAGGAGAAGAUGGAGCAGCUGAGCAGAGCCUUCAUUAGCCGUGAGGGCGCCCCGCCCGACACGCGCUUCAUCGAGGACGGCGUGAGCGAGCUGCUGAAGACGCGGCGCGUGCUCAAGUGCUCUUACCCGUACGGCUUCUUCCUGCAGCAGGGCAGCACGCAGAAGGAAAUCUUUGAGCUCAUGCAGACCGACCUGGAGAUGGUGGUGGAGGACCUGGCGCAGAAGGUCAACCGCUCCUACCUGCGGACGCCGUGCCACAAGAUCGUCAGCGCCGCCCGCCUGGUCCAGCAGAAGCGGCGGGAGUUCUUGGCGUCGGUCGCGCGCGGCGUGGCGCCCAACGACUCGCCGGAGCUCCUGCGCAGGAGCUACCACAGAGGAUCGUGGGAUUGGGAGUACUUGGGUUUCGCCUCCCCUGAGAUGGGCAGUCGUCACUCAGUGCUGGGAGCAGGAGACCAAAGAGAGCGAGCAUCACAGGAUUUCGCUGACAUUCAGUACCGCCGGCGGCACCGGGCGCGGCGCCGGGGGGAAAUGCUGAAUCUGCACAAUCUCCGGAGCAGCAGCAACACGCCCGAGAGCAGCAGGAGGAGCGACAGCGCAGACGGUCCAGAGCGGAGCGAGGGCAGGCGUCGAGCGCUGGGCUCCCUGGACGAGGACGACCCAAACAUCUUGCUGGCGAUCCAGCUGUCCCUGCAGGAGUCUCGGCGUGAUGGAGUCCCCGACCCGGAGCCCGGGCCGCAGGGUUCCGCCGCGGGUCCGAUGCCGGGUCCCGGCGACGCGGCCGUGGGCCCGUCCCUCCCGGACCCGCCGCGCCCUCCCCACAGGACAGACUCGUCUUGCGGUUCUACUCAGGCGUCCGUUUCGCCGCCGCCGCCACCGCCCGCCGCCGCGCUGCCUCUCCCUCCUCCGCCUCCCCCGCUCAGCGCCGAGCUGCUGAAGCUGGGGGGCAGCCUUAUGAAACUCGGGAACCCGGCUCCUCCCGACUCGGACCCUCAGAGUCACUGCCAAAUCGUGGCCGAACGUGGCGCCCGCGAGGGUCCCUCCGACUGCGCUCUCCGACGACCCCCCACCCAGUUGUGCCUCCCGUCUCCGGAGCCGGAGCCCGAGACGCUGCUGCUGUCGCCCGUCAUCCCGCCGGGGAGGCCUUUCACGCCCAGCGACCCGCAGAGCCUUGAGGCCCUGGAUCCCGCCGCCAGCGCCCAGCUGCUGGACAACAUCAUGGCCUGGUUCAACUACAACAUCACCCCGCAGAACAACCCCCAGAGCCUGGCCCUCAUCCCCUCGCCGCCCACCACCGAGAGCGACUCGUCCCCGGACGUGCUCUCGGAGACCCUCGCCGACCCGCCCGCCGCCGCGUGGCGACCCCCGGAGGGCCAGCUGGACCUGGCCCGCGGCCGCCCCAGCAGGCCCGGCACGCUGGAGUUGGACAACAGUGCCGCCGGUGGCGAGGAGGACAACAAAGAGGAGGUAGGCGUCGAUGCGACGGCGGACGCGUCGCCGGACUUGGACCUGGUCCUCCAGCUCGAUGAGGACCAGUCCCCUGUGGAGUGGGAGGAGAAAGUCCACUUGGUGUGAAGCAGGAGGAGAGCGCUGCUGCUGUUUACUGUGUGUAAUAUUCUGAUUAUUAUUAUUAUUAUUAUAGGGUCAAACGUCAGUUCACGGAAAGAAAAAAAAAAAGUCAUUUUUCUGAACUAAAUUUUACAUUUUCUGGGGGGGGGUGUAAGAUUUCUGAUCCGACGACCCAGUUCUGUUUGGCAAAAUCUUCAUUGCAAAAAUUCCUUUUACAAGCUUCGACCCACACCAAAAAAUUAUAUUUCUAUUCUUUUACGUGGAAAACAUUUCAUUUGUGAACUGAAGUUUGACUAUUAUUAUUAAUAAAAAUAAGGUAUCGAACAAGGAUGUCAAGCACUGCAGCAAAGCUGGCACAGGCAGUUUUGUUUUUUUUUUUUUUUACUUCUAAAUCUUUUUUAAAUCGACAAAAAUCACGGCAAAGCUACUGAAAUGGUCACAUAAAAAUGCACAUUUAAUUUAUUCCCGCUCGUUACGUGUCCACAGAUAAUCAGGUAAUUUAUUUUUCGUUUAUAUUUUUCGAAAACUGGCCACGCCAACGGUUGUAUAUUUAAUAAUUUAUUUGACUGAAUGACUUUUUACUUUUCAAUGCGAUUGCGCCGCACCUGGAAAAAAAAUAACGAUAUUUUCCCCGUCGAGAAACCAAAAAAAGGUUAGACGUUUUUAAAAUAUUUUGUAAUAUUUGCGGUGGUUUUUGUUCAGUUUGGAUUUCAUAUUGCAACAACAAGUGGCUCUUAAUAAUUCAAAUUCAAAGUCCCGUCAUAUUAGCCAAUAAAAAAAACACAAAGAAAGCCAUUUUUGAAAAAGGCACGAUCACAGCAAAAAUAGUAUAUAAAAUGAUGCCCCAUUUUCUCAUAUACAUCCCCAAGUAUUUAUUUUUUAUUUACAUUUCUGUGGAUUUUUUUUUUAAAUAUCUGUUUGUACUGGUGUUGCAUCCAUUUUUGAUCGAUGUUCACAAAUAUGGUUCCUGGUGUCCAAAAAAAAAGAUCCACCUUUAUAAAAAAAAGUCUGCCAAAGCAACAGGUGGCGCUGUAACUCUUACAGUCCAAACUUCUGACUUAUUAGCCAAUCGCAAAGGUAAAGAAAGACAUUUUGGGGAAAGACAAAUUUAAAAUUUUUCUUUUUUUUUUUUUUAGAUAUCUACGUUUGUGCGGACACGGACUAAAAUUGCGUUUCGGUGCUUCGAUCCAAACAAACAGCAUUUUUUUUUUUU